Messenger RNA from Galleria mellonella (greater wax moth), 2098 nucleotides. Its product is annotated as eukaryotic translation initiation factor 2-alpha kinase 1-like. Bases 219 to 1949 code for a protein of 576 amino acids. Gene Ontology annotation, biological process: protein phosphorylation. The record is from RefSeq and is a predicted model, not a curated record. Gene Ontology annotation, molecular function: protein kinase activity; ATP binding. The transcript is spliced from 3 exons. NCBI's taxonomy places the organism in Eukaryota, Metazoa, Arthropoda, Insecta, Lepidoptera, Pyralidae.
UUACUAUUCACAACACUAUUGGAACCAACGGUCAAUCAUCGUCACUGAUUUCAUAAUUUUUAUUUAUUUAUAUUUUCUAAAUAGUAUUUUCAACAAUGCCUACUUCUCUAAAACAUAGCAAAUACGCGAUAGUGUUUGCUUGAAAAUGGUCUGUAUAGACUUUAGUGAAGUGAGAUCUUGGCUUCAACAUCGUCGUCAGCAAGAUUAGAAAGGACACAAUGGAGAAACAGAAGAAGGACAAAUGGGAGGCUCUCGAGACGGUUACUUCUUUUGAUUUAGGUGUUUCAUAUAACAGCCACAAUGACUCCAUAUUCGAUCACAGCAGGCAACAAAUUGAUGUGUUCAACUCAACUGUCACUACACCAAUUAGCCUUUUGGUGCAGUCCCUGGUUAAACAGCUGUGUUCACUACUGGAGAAGGAUCAAAUGAGGGCCAACCAGCUGUAUAACACUAUCUGUGAAAAAUUGCACAGCAUGAAUCUCAUUGAUAAUUCCUAUUCCAUGGGAGAGUUUGAGGUCAUGAGGAGUCAGUACCAGAGGGCCCUCUAUCAGCUGGUGACAGUCACAAACGAAUCAGAAAUACCGAUAAGCAUACCUGCUUCUUGGCCAAUCAUGCAACCGUCGGCAUUAGAGUGGUCUCGUUACCACAGGGAGUUUGAGGAGUUAUUCUUCAUAGCGGGAGGUGGUUUUGGUUGCGUAUUCAAGGCCAGGCACAGGCUAGAUGGAGUAGAGUACGCUGUGAAGAAGGUCUAUAUAAAAUCUUGCGACGUAAACUCUAUAAUGAAUCAUUUAGCUGAAGUUAAGACACUGGCCAGCCUCAAUCACCCCAAUAUCGUGAAUUACAAAGCUGCAUGGCUCGAGCCAUUGAUACAGCCGAUCAAGGAAGCAAACAAGCUGUGCAUGGACACCGACAGUGACAGUGAACUGUCUGUAAUGCCAACGAAGUCGUCGGCGGCCCAUCCCAAGACCUUAUCGUCGUUCAAGACUCACAACUCUAAAGAAUUAACAACAAAGAAGAGUUAUUCGGACUUUGUUAUAUCUUUCAGGAAUUCAAACAGUUUGGAGGACAACAACAAUUCUUCGGACGAAAUCGAUGACACUGACAGUGAAGACGAUUAUCCAGGAGUCGAGGAGAAUGCUGUAUGCAAACUGUAUUCUAGUAAGGAGUUCGAAAACUGCUCACGUGUCAACCUGAAAUGGGCCACGUUGUACAUCCAGAUGACUUUCUGCCCGCAAACACUGAAGCAGUGGUUGGAUUUUCGCAACAAUCAAAUGGUACUUUCGAGAAAGAAUUCUGAAGAUUUCUCGUACCUUUCCGACUCGGAGUCCCCGUUAUCCCCCGACGUUGGUUACCCAGCCUCUUGGAGUCAUAUUGAUAAGCUCAUUGAGAUGUUCACCCAGCUUGUAUGCGGAUUGCAUUACAUACAUUCCAGAGGGAUUAUUCACCAUGACAUUAAGCCUAGCAAUAUUUUCGUGGUAGAAAGCGCAACUGAGUUGAGAGUGCUUCUGGGAGAUUUUGGUCUGGCGUGUCCAUUGCAGCAGUCUCAUAGAGGGAUGGCGCUAGGCACGCAGUUGUAUGCUGCCCCCGAACAACUGGAAGGCCAGUGUAAUCCUAAGAGUGACAUGUACAGCCUUGGAAUAAUACUUCUCGAGAUGGUGGAACCCUUUAGUACGGACAUGGAGCGAGUGAAAACCAUCACCGACCUGCGCAAGGGUCAAAUACCGGCACACCUCACUGCCAACUAUCCGAAGAUAGCUCACAUCAUCGGCAAACUGGUCCAGAGGCGACCCAGCAAGAGGCUAGAUACUCCCCAACUGCUAGAAGAGCUCAAGCAUUUAUCAGAGAACAAAGAUGACACCAUAAAGUCGCUGAAAGAAGAGUUGGCCGCUAAAGACGAGGAAAUAGCGCAUUUAAGAAUGAUGCUGGCUAAAAUGAACUCUAAAUCUUAGCGGUAAUGUACAGUUUAAGGUUUACUGAUUGAGAUGAGAUUAAAGAAGAAUUAAUUAGUCAUUAUAUUUAAUACCGGAAUGUUUUAAAUUUAAUUAUUUUUAAUGGCAAUCAGACAGAGUCCACAGACAAUAAAAACUUUGUUUAUUUA